Molecule: messenger RNA, 1026 nt
Organism: Theileria annulata
Lineage: Eukaryota; Apicomplexa; Aconoidasida; Piroplasmida; Theileriidae
Exons: 3
Coding region: 1-1026 (341 amino acids)
Source: RefSeq, a predicted model, not a curated record
AUGGCCUCGGAAACAUCGGAAGAGAGUGUUUGUGGAAUCAACAAUCAAUUAGAAUCCAUAAAUGAUCCUAGAAUUAAAUCGUUCUUCUCAGAACUUGAAACACUAGGAGAUAUCACCAAAUCCAUUUAUGGAAAAACAAUUGAUAGAGUCAAUGUAGGAUUGUCAAAGGUUGGGGCUAGACCAGUAAGCGGAAUAAGAGGAUUGUAUUUUAACAAGGGGAUGUGGAAAGUGAAAUAUUUCGACAACGACUACGAAGUAGUUACAUGCCUCUUUAGAUACGACGACACUGAUAAACUUAUCAAGACAUAUCACAUCGCUCGCUCAUUUCUGAACAAAGUUAUCGAAUACAAUCGACACAUAAAUGAAGAUGAUGGAACGAUUUUGGAUGAAUUGACCAACGAUCAAUUAAUCGAACUGGAUAAAAGAAAAAGUAAGGUAACUUAUGAAAUCACUUCCCGACCUUAUUUGUCGGAUUUAUGUGAUAAAAAUGAUCCUAUGAUCAUUGAAAACCUAAGUUUGAAGAGGACCAGAAAAACCCAACCAACCAAUUUUGUCCAAAAGCCUUACUACAGAGACAAUGAGGUUAAAAGGAAGAAAAGAGAAGCACCAGAACCCACAAACAAUUUUGACCUCCAGGCUAUCAUGGCAUCCAGAAACGUAGGAACAGGGAUUAAAAAUAGAAAAUUGCCCAAAUUCGAGGCCAAAAUCUUAAAAUACAGCAAUUUCAGCACCAUUGAUAUGAUUCAUGAUAUGAUCGACAAAAAUUGUGAAGCCAAAUUAUGUGAUCAUGGAAAAAUUUAUUCCAUAAAGCAGAAAAAUUGCGAAUUCAGAUCAAUCGACCAAUCAGAAAAAUCUUCUGAGAAUACGAUAGGCCAAGCCGCAGUAAAACAUGAAAUGAUUAAUGGUUCAAAGAGGGAAAACAAUUGUGAAUCCCAGAAAUCUAAAGAACGGAAAACAAAAUCCCCAAAUGAUGAAUAUAUGUUUAUUAUUAAGUCGUAUAACUUCGACAAUUGCUUCAAAAAGUAG